Laccaria bicolor S238N-H82 is the source of this 2876-nucleotide messenger RNA. RefSeq lists its product as uncharacterized. Lineage: Eukaryota; Fungi; Basidiomycota; Agaricomycetes; Agaricales; Hydnangiaceae. The record is from RefSeq and is a predicted model, not a curated record. The transcript has 13 exons. The annotation marks the transcript as partial. Gene Ontology annotation, molecular function: 3'-5' exonuclease activity; nucleic acid binding. Gene Ontology annotation, biological process: nucleobase-containing compound metabolic process.
GCCUCGAUCAACACCCUUCACCCAAACCAAACUCCACUUGCCUUUACGCUUCCGAUUCCUUCGACAGACCAGCUCGCAGUGGCCCUUCGGUCUCCCCUCGCCUACUGCUGCUUUCCAGUUCCCUCGAGUCCAGUUCGUUUGUCACCCCUCAAGACAAGGGGUCCCCGUGUAUCUCAGUGAGGAUCGCAUCCCUUCGUGAUAAAAAAAAUGUGAAAGAUUUCUCAACCCUCGCGUGUCUCAUACCUUACAACGUACACCUGGAGCCAUUUCUUUUUGGCUGGGUGCAAAUUCUCAAGUGUGCUUAUAAAACGCGCCUCCUCAUUGCUUCAAUUGAGGCCGAUUCUCACCCAGAACGAAAGAAUGGUUCUUACCAGUUCAGUCCUGUUCGGUCCUCAGUUCUGCCCGGAGGCUCCUCGGGCUCUGCAGCUCCAAUCUUCGUCUUUUCUUCUUGCCCCUUUGUUCAACGCGACCUCAGAAGAUAUAUCUUGCAUAUAUUCAUUGAAAAUCCUCGAAAAUCUUACAAAAGAAUGAUGGAGGAGCCCGAAAACACAGAUACCAUGAACUUGCAAGCUCCAAAUCAGCCUGUUGAUGACAAUUACCUCAUUUGCACUACAGAAAUUCAUCGAGGGCCUGGAAGACCUCGGAAACAGGCUGUGAGGUCAAUAACACAGGUUCAGAGUGUGGAUGGGCCUGUGCAUAUGGAACCUGGGAUAAAUGUGCAUCAGCCACUUGCUCCUAUUUUUCUUUCCCAAGCAGUUGCAGCAGUCCCAGAUCAGGUGCCAGUUUCUCUUCCAUCAGACCAAAACCCAAUAUCAGAGCCAACAUAUCAUGAGGAAGUUGAGACUUUUGUUCUUCCUGCACAUGAUCCUUUACAGCAAUUGGAUGACUCACCAGGUGAGGAUGAUUUGGACAGUUUUCUUGGACUAGGCAACAGCAAUGGGAUUAAUGGUGAUGCUGCAAGUGCUGAGGGAGACUUUACUGAGGAUGAUGGUGAAACUUCUGGGCAACUGCCAUCACUGGUCUUGGAUGCAUUCUGGAAAAAAAUUGAGUAUCUCAAGGGUUUGACAGAAGGUCAAGGGCGAUCAGCUAAACACUUGGUUUAUGAGAAGCUUCAAUCAUUCUGGUUGCCUCAUUUUGACUCUUUCUUCUAUCUUCGGCAAAAAGCUUUGUCUCCAGAGCAGCUUUUGAUCCCUCGAUUUUUCUAUUGGGAUCCCUUGCUUCUUGUUGAUCGCAUCCCUUGCCCUGUUAUUCAUACAUCUGGUACAAGUACUAUUGCUUGUUCUGGGAUAUUGGUUCGCCAUGGUUAUUGUCAGAUGCCACACCGCAUAAUUGAUCUUGAGAAUUCAUACUAUCUGAUUUCCGUGCGCUAUAGAUGCAAUCAGUGCAAGCCUGUCCACACUUUCUCAAGCUGCAAUCCUUUAGUCAUAGCCAAGCUACCUAGGCCUCUUGCUGCACAAUUCCCUGCCUACCUUAGUAAACAAAGUGGUCUCUCAAAGCAGGUUUUUGCUAUCAUGCAUUGCUGCUUUCAAAAUAGCUUGGGAGCCAAACAAUUUGCAGAUAGCCUAAAUGUUCUUCACCACCAAUUUCAUGAUAUGCUGGAAGUUCAGUAUUUGCAAACUGUUCUUGAACGUGAGAGUGGAUUAUACAAGCCUUUUCUUUCCUUUGAGUCCAGUCCAAGUGCUGCACCCUCUGGCCAAUACUGUCGGGAUAUUUAUGAUAGAGAAAUUGAAGCUCAUGAAAAGGAGUUUGAUCAACAUACUGCUCAAUUAUCAUCUUGUGGUAUGGGUAUUGACCAUUCACACAAGAUUACCAAACAAAUUGCAAAGAUCCAGAGUGAACCUGUUUUCACAGGCCUUCUUACUAUGACUAAUGAAUUUGGUGAAAUACGAAUCUGUGAUCUUGUUCCAACGAAAGCCCACUCUCAGUUUGAUAUUGCACUUACACGGAUGAAUCAUUCUAUUAAACUGUUUGGUCUUGAACCUCCUCGCAUAAUCUUUACAGACAAUCUGGCAGACAAGCCAAUGCUUGAACGACACUUCCCCAGCCUUAAAGAAGGAGUACGACCUGUUAACAGUCUUGGUGACCUACCUGUCUUGCAACUUCCCUCUGGAUGUAUCCCUAAAGUUUUUCAAACAGCUACGCAAAUCAAUUCAGCAAUUCUUAGCUUCAUUGACACCUUCUCACAUCUUGAUGGGGACAAACUGGUUGUUGGCCUAGAUACUGAAUGGGAUAUUGCUUAUGGUAAUGAAGUAUGGAUAUUUCAGUUGAGUGAACAUAUUGCCAAUGGAUCAUUUCCUGCUCAAUUGUCAACAUUUUUGGCAAAUUCUCAAAUUCUCAAAGUCAGGAGAAAUGUUUUAUUGGACUUGAAGAAUCUGCAAGAAGAUAGUGAAUCCUCUACUCCAUUUGUUGGAGGUAUUGAUCUAGGACGACUAGCAAAAGAGAAAAAUGUUGUUAGUGAUGCACGUGCUAGUCUGGGAGACUUAUGCAUCAAAACACUUUCUUGUAUUCUUCCCAAGGAUCUCAAUAUCCGAAUUAGUCCAGAUUGGUCUGGGCCACUUACAGAUGAACAAAUUCAAUAUGCUGCACUUGAUGCUUGGGCUUCUCUUAAAAUUUAUGAGAAGCUAACUAGUCUGUGGAUCCCAGUUCCUGUAAACUUUGCAAAUGCACUUCCUGCAGGAGAUCAGAUUUUUGUUUUUCAUGAAGAUCGCACUACUAUUAUUGCUUGUGGAAUUGUCUCACCUGCUCAAUUCAAUAGCUUUGAAGGGAUUAAUAUUACAAAAACACAAGUACUCAUUCAGGUUGAAGAGAUCUAUGUUCCUGGUGCUAAAAUACAUUUGCACCACAGACAAUCCAGAUUUUCAAAGUCUCAAUAUUAA